Messenger RNA from Gadus macrocephalus (Pacific cod), 4329 nucleotides. RefSeq names its product diphosphoinositol polyphosphate phosphohydrolase NUDT4B-like. Lineage: Eukaryota; Metazoa; Chordata; Actinopteri; Gadiformes; Gadidae. Gene Ontology annotation, cellular component: cytoplasm; nucleus. Gene Ontology annotation, molecular function: endopolyphosphatase activity; diphosphoinositol-polyphosphate diphosphatase activity; bis(5'-adenosyl)-hexaphosphatase activity. The annotation marks the transcript as partial. The record is from RefSeq and is a predicted model, not a curated record. Gene Ontology annotation, biological process: diphosphoinositol polyphosphate metabolic process; diadenosine hexaphosphate catabolic process; diadenosine pentaphosphate catabolic process. The transcript is spliced from 3 exons.
CGGCUGCUGGGCGUAUUCGAGCAAAACCAGGACCGGAAGCACCGGACGUACGUCUACGUGCUGACGGUGACGGAGACGCUGGAGGCCUGGGAGGACUCCGUCAACAUCGGCCGUAAGCGGGAGUGGUUCACGGUGGACGAGGCCAUCAAGGUGUUGCAGAGCCACAAGCCCGUCCACGCGGAGUACCUGCGGCGGCUCCAGCUGAGCUGCUCGCCCACCAACGGCAACUCCUUACCACCCGGACCCCCGCCCAAUGACAACUACCCCCACUACAGCGCCCCCGCCCCCCCCACGUCCACCGUUCUGGGGUCCUCGUGCAGAUAGGACUGCUCCACCCUGACCCCCCCCCCCCCCCCCCCCCCCCUGGCCUCCACUUUACUGUCCGGCCGCAGAACGUCUGUACAGUCUACUUGCAUUUUCUCUCUUUUCUGUUUCGGCAUGUCUGUGCUUUGGGUUUCUGUUCCGGUUUAUUGAGUAUGAGAAUUGUUUCUAAGCUCCGCCCCCUCAACCAAAGCCGGACCCCGGCGCGGUUUGGCGGUUGAACAUUGCUAGCAUACAUGCUACCCCGCCGCGCCGAGGGGAUGCUAACGGACAAACUGACAAAACAAGGAGAGGAGAGGAAGGAAACAAGGAGAGGAGAGGAAGGAAUCAAGAGAUGGGCUCAUGAUGUGUUGGACGCCUUAAAGGCUCGUCUGUGAGAAUGUUCGUCCACUUUGGUUUUUAGUUGCAUUAUCUGACGGUAAACUCAAGAUUAGCCCUUAACUUAAGAUGAUUGGUUGCUAUGUGGGCUUGGAUCUGUGAAAGGACGUCGCCUUUGAUUUAUGAAAAAUAACAAAAAACGGAUGGCCUGAAAGUUAUAUUUAUUAGUAUUAUAAUCUCGAUAAUUACCUAGUUAUGAAGUAUUUACUGAUCAAAAUUGUCUAAGGUUUUAGGCGCUAAGUUUAAAUUGACCUUUGUUAGGGGGUUGAAUGGUGAGUUGGCAGGUUAACGAGGUCACCGUAACUUACUCUGAGCGGAGGGGGUCAAAGGUUAAAGGUCAUGGCAUCCCACUGUACUCGACGCGUGCCGGGGGGGAGGGGGAGGGGGGGGGGGGGGGGGGGGGGCGCUACCUCACAACUGAACUGAUAACUGGAAAGUCGCCCAUCGGCACAAAGCCGCAGAUUAAGUCCUCGCUCCCGCGGUUAGCCUCUUCAAGCUAACUCGUCUGACAAGAAACCAACCCGACAGAUGGGUCGUUUGUCGCUUUAACGCUCCACACACACACACACACACACACACACACUCAAACACACCUUUAAUCAGUUUAUAUAUUUUCGCCCAAUCCCUGACCUCGCGUUGGGAGAUUGUUCGGGAUGUAUUUAACGGUGCAAAGUCUCUAUCUCUGUCUUAAAAUCAUUUAUUUCUUCUUUUUUUAUGGUGAUCACCUUAAAUGAUUGAUCCCUGCCGUCUCCACACGGCCGAUGUGUGCGGGCGAUCCUAUCAGAACAACACAUAGCAGGUUUACCCUAACAUCUGGCCUCUGACGAACAUGUUGUCACUGAUACUACUCAAUAGUACAGAGUAAAGUGCUUUGGACCUGGGAUAGCCUACAUCUGCAUACUCACGAAUAUAAUUAUCAACAGGAUCUGUUUCUCGUAAGCCUAAUAUCAUGCUCUUGUUAAAAAAAUAUCGAUCAGGUUGAAAAUAUUGAACUAUUUAAAGAAUUGGCUAAUAGCUGUCUACUAAUGAAGGGCUUGCCUUAACUGCUCUCUCCACUCUACGUGAAUAGAUUUCACCUUUUACAAUUUUACAAGAUUUAGGGAUAAAAACUGAAAUAAACAUGUUGUCUCUGAAACAGAAGCCUGUAGUUUAGUGGAGUUAACGUUUAAGGAACACGUUGUUUAAAUACAGGUGAGGGCACCGGUGUGAGGGUUUGUUUUAUAUACUUGGGGGAAUCGCCAGGUGACAGUCAUGUGUUGACAACCUGCAUAUUUAUUCCCGGUCUGUAGAAGUCGCUUCUUUAACUUGAAAAACUCUGAUUGCUGUACGAGGUCCGACCGACCGGCUUAUCGUCUUCCAACUGUCUGGACUCAAACCCCUGCGACCGAUUUCUAUGCUGACCAAUGAAUGAUGACUGAAACCUUUAACGCGGAAAACGGCUUGUAAAUAGAUUUGAAGAGAAUUUAUGUUGUGAGAGUAUGUUUUAAAAAAGAAAUGUUGCGGAAAUAGUGACCAGGAAUGCACAUCUGCAACUUGUCUUCAUAUUUUAUAUAUUUGUUUUUUUGUUUGUCUUUUUAAUUUUUAACAAUGUACAAAGAAGGAAAGAGAAAGAAAAAGAGAUGUGAAAAGAUCCUUCUGGAAAUGUGUUGAUGUGUUGUUGAUGAUGAGUGGUUUGGAUAUGCUUCAAGAUGAUGGUUGUUGCUUGUGACUUGAUGUGGGUAAUGUGGAAAAUGUCAAUGUCAGAAAGAACUGCAUUUUGAAGGCUUUUUAUAGGGAAGUGAUCAGACCUGAUCAAUGAAUGAAGAGCAUUUCAGAUCAAAAACAAAUCCAGGGAAACUCGAUAUGAAUAUGUGAAUAUGUAAACAAAUGAGAAAAAGUUAUUCCUCAAACAAUCAACCAACCCGAAAUACCAGGAUUAUUCAAAUAUACAUAAUGGUUUUUGAAAUGCAUUGCAUAUACAGAAUGGUCUAGCAAGCUGUUGAGAGUAUCGAGGGUUUUGGGUUUCUAGGGUUUACCAUAAACGAUGAUGAGAGGAUUAUGAUCUAAAAAAAGAAGGUGUAUGUGUGUUUCUACAAGGCAGAGAUGUUUAGCCUGUUUAUUUCACGAGGUGAAACCCGCCCCCUACUGGUCGGUGGGCGCAGUGCAUCAAAACAGACAACAUGAGGCUGCACAGUGUCUUACCUUAGCGGAGGGGUGAACUUCAGUGUCUGUCGAUAAAGUUGUUUUUGUAUUUAUUAUUGUUCACACACUUAGGGAGCACAUCACCUCUAGACACAGGCUAGCGGCUCUGGACAUCUCACUGACUCAAACACGUUGGUUUGGUUUGGAUGAGUGUGAAGAGAUUCAAACUCUACGUGAUGUCCUUUAAUGAAAUCAAAUUCGUCAAAAGUGGCAUAUGGAACUAAAUGUUUCCCAAAACUUGUUGGAAUUUGUUUGUAAUACUGGAUCCAGAUUUAUGAGAAGGAAAAAUAAUUAGAAACGAUUUGAUAAUUGAAAUGAGACCCCGUUUAUUUUGUGUUUGGGAGAGAGAGAAAGAGAGACUACAGAUGUUACGUGAAUCAACGAAAUGAAAACAUUCUUGUGCCAAAAGAAAUGUCAGUUUGGUGGAAAACAUAAAAAUGUGCAUAUCCGGCCGUUUAAUCCUUAUUUGACUAAUCAAAUAAAUCCUUAACCGUUUAAUGGAAUAUUCUUUAUAAUUAUGAACUAAUAGAAUACUUAACAUUGUAUGAUUAAGAAAAUUAUGUCAUCGAUUGUCUUCAAUCAGUUUUAAUAACAUAAUAAAUAUCAACUUAAACAUAUACUACCAGGUCAUCCACAUUUUGAAAGUGUUGAACAAAGAACGUUGUGCGAUGCAGCCGUCCUAUAUGUGCUGUCGUCACAUAUCUGGUGGUUGUGCUUGAACCUAUAAACCAUUGAGAUCACACCCAGCCCAGAGCCCAGGUUAAUUAAUCCACUUGUGGGCCGACGUUCAGAUCUGUCUCAUCAAAAGAGGGGCUGUCACACCAAAACUGUACCGCGGGCAAAAAUUGUACCGCAUACGUAACCCGAGUUCGAAACAUAACGUCAUCGUUCGACGCGAUUGUCCGUUGCCAGGCAGUUUUAAAAAAACAUUCACGCUCAUGUUGCCAAAGACGAAAUAACAUAAUACAGAUAACACUUGUUUUUACUUUAUAUUUUUGUUUUGAAUUUAGCUAGCAGCUGAGUGUUUAAAGUGUGUCAUAGUCUAGCUAGCUUGUGUUAAUACACUCAGUUUACUAGCUAAAUGCGGUUAAACAAUUUAAUACAAUACAAAUAUAAAGUUAGCAACGCUAAUAAAUGUAAUUUGUAAAAUAAGUGUUAUCUGUUUAGCGUUAUUUCGUCUUGUGACGCUCAAUGAAUGAACGCUACGUCAUCGUUCGACGCGAUCUUCCGUUGCCAGGCAGGAUGGAUCAGCCGAGCAGUUGGUACGGUCCAGUGGGCUAGCAAAAGCCACUCAAAUCACAGUUGGUACGGUCCAGUGGGCUAGCUAAAGCCAAUCAACAUCACAGCUGGUACGGUCCAGUGGGCUAGCUAAAGCCAAUCAACAUCACAGCUGGUACGGUCCAGUGGGCUAGCUAAAGCCACUCAACAUCACAGCUGGUACGGUCCAGU